Molecule: messenger RNA, 777 nt
Organism: Melampsora larici-populina 98AG31
Lineage: Eukaryota; Fungi; Basidiomycota; Pucciniomycetes; Pucciniales; Melampsoraceae
Exons: 2
Coding region: 1-777 (258 amino acids)
Source: RefSeq, a predicted model, not a curated record
AUGGCAUGGUGGGGCCCUAUGUUGGCGGUUUCAGAGUUUCCUGGCGAGCGUAUGUGUGGGUUCUUACAGAAAAUUAACACCAAUGGGAAAGUUGAGGAAAUGGCGCAGACAAUCAUGCGCCGAUUCUGUCACCAACAGCGCCUUCUUUGCAAAGCUCCUCCCCCAAACGAUCCGGUUAAAGUGGUUCAGCGUAACGUAGGCGGCCUCUUUGAAAUGGACGACAUGGUUUACGGCAAACUUCUGAAUUAUCAUCAGGCUCAAGACAGCGCCUGGUGCGACUGGCGUGUACUUCCGUAUCCUGAUGGGGCGAAAGUUCUUUCUGCAUAUGCGCGCGAAGUUGGAGUGUUGACUUGUCUUUCAGGUACGAAAUAUAGUAAGAAAGCUCCCUCAAACAUUGUGAAGGUUGAAGUCGAAAGUAAAAUCAAAUGGGGAAAGAUAUUGCAUAUCUUAAUGUUGAAGGAUUCAAACGAACCAAUUGUGAUGCUGCGAUGGCUGGAGGUCGUGAGGGAUCUAGCGCUUGAUCAAAUGUUCGAAAGGCUGAGUAUGGUACGUGUGAUUCAGAGUGCAAAGGAAGAAUUCAUACCUGCCUCCGCUGUUGUAAGUACUCUAGCCCAUAGAGAGUUACCCUGCUGGACUCUUGGAAUGAAGGAACCGAGCAUGCUUUUAAUGGGUGUCAAUCCGGGUGAACAUGAUUAUGUAUUACCAGAAGGUUUGGAUGAUAUGCAAUUGGAAGGGGCAUUGGGGGAAGCUAUGGACGUUGAUAUAGAUAUGGGAUGA